Messenger RNA from Salvia miltiorrhiza (redroot sage), 2148 nucleotides. RefSeq names its product ethylene-responsive transcription factor ERF110-like. The coding region runs from base 770 to 1966 and encodes 398 amino acids. Gene Ontology annotation, biological process: ethylene-activated signaling pathway; regulation of DNA-templated transcription. NCBI's taxonomy places the organism in Eukaryota, Viridiplantae, Streptophyta, Magnoliopsida, Lamiales, Lamiaceae. The transcript is spliced from 2 exons. The record is from RefSeq and is a predicted model, not a curated record. Gene Ontology annotation, molecular function: DNA-binding transcription factor activity; DNA binding.
UUGGAGAAGCAAUAAGUUUUGGGUGGAGAAGUUGGACCGCAACUUAAACAAAAUCCAAAGCCCAUUUACUUAGGAGCAGGAGCACUCCAAUUUCCUCAACACAAUUAGCAAUGCCAUAACACAAGUCCCUUUUGGCUUCGUCGUUCGCAAUCGAUGCUGCUGAUCCCAUCCGUCAUCGUCAUCAUCAUCGUGCACUGCACAGAACUCAAUUCAAACAUAACCUCUGCCUACCCAAAGAGGUUAACCGACAUUCCCCUAGGAUGUUCCAAGGGCCAGGUUCAUGUCAUUUAGUCAAAACGGCCUCGCCUUCAUAUUUUAUGCCUUUUUCUUUCAGUCGGUUCGGUUGCUUACCUGUGUCUCUGUCUCCUCUUCCUCUUCGCAUCUCCCUUCUUCUCAUCCACUUAAAACCCCACAAAUAUUUCUUCCUAUUUCUUUCCUUUUUUCAUUCUACUUUUAUACUUUGCAAAGCUGAUUCAGCUCUCUGCUUCUGUUGAGUUGGCGGCUACUCUUUUUCCUCCUUAUAUACCCUCUUCUUUGACAAUUUUAAUAAAACCCCAAGGUCUAUUUCAGACAUAUAUACUGCUCCUAAGAUUACAUCAUUUUCUUCUUUUCUCAAUUCUCCACGAUUUCUCUCUCUCUCUUCCAAGGUUCCAGAAGGAACGACAGAGUCUUAAUUCAUCUUGAUUUUACCAAAUAGCUGCCAUCAGUGAAUUAUUAUUGGAUUAAUUAGGGCGAGAUAGAUUCAUCGCCGAUCAGUUUCUUGCGGUACAUGUGCUUGAUUAAUAAGGUGGCGAAUCGACAGGGCAGCGGCGACUUCGCCAGAAUCCGGCCGACGUCUAACACUUCCUCCACCGCCUCCGCAACAGCCGCCGCUACCGCUAAUGUUCAGACCAAUCCUUACUUCCACGCGCAGCAGCAGCAGCAGCCGGAUUACCUUCUGUCGGCGGUGGUGUCGCCGCCGCCUGCCCCAUCGGGGCACGGCGAAUUCGGUGAGAUGUCGGCGAUGGUGACGGCGCUCACCCACGUGGUCUCGGGGCAGCGGCAGGCGCCGUCGUUCGGUGGCUCCGGCAGCUUUAACCCCUCCACCGUUGAUUCGCCUACCUCCGCUUACUCCUCGUCCAGCUCCGGCUCCUGGGCGGGCCAGAAGCGCCGCCGCCACCAAGAUGACUCUUCCGACAGGGUUUAUCGCGGCCUUGGCGAAUCGUCUUCAUCUGUUAAAGCUGAACCGGAGUGCGAAAUGAGCACCGCAGCGCCAACCACCACCGCCGCCGCUGCCGAACCUCCGCGACAACCAGAAUCCUCCGCCGCUCCGCCGGAAGAGGCCGGAGAAAGAAGGAGAAAAUACAGAGGCGUGCGGCAGCGGCCGUGGGGAAAAUGGGCGGCUGAGAUAAGGGACCCACACAAAGCCGCCCGAGUUUGGCUCGGCACCUUCGAAACCGCCGAGGCUGCCGCCCGAGCCUACGACGAGGCUGCGCUCCGCUUCCGAGGCAACCGCGCGAAGCUCAACUUCCCCGAACACGUGAGGGUGCUGCCGCCACCCCAGCCCUCGCAAUCCACACAAAUAGCCGCCGCGGUGCGCCCCGCCGCGGCUCCGCCGCCGUUUUUCCAGACCGACGGCAGGGAUUACUGGGAGUACUCACAGCUGCUGCAGAGCAGCGGCGAUCUGCAGGCGCCGCAGCAAUCGACGGCGAGUUUGUUCGAUCAAAUGUUCUACGCUUCGUCAUUGGCGGGAUUGUAUACGUCAUCGUCUUCUUCAUCUCUCCAAUCUCAGCAUUCCUCAUUUUUCUCUUCGCAAACUUCCCAAUAUCCUAUGCUGUUUUCGAGCGGUCAAACCAUACAUUUCACGCCGCAGGAAGAUAAUCAGCAGACUCGCGGCGGCGGGCGCGGUGCCGGGGAUGCCAGCGGCGCGAGUCUGCCGGCGCCACCGUGGACUUCCAGCCAUUAUCCUUCUUCCUCUAGUUCUUGAUAUUUUAUUUUUUUUUUGAAAAAAAAAAACUUCAUAUACACACACAGACACAGCAAUCAGCAUGUAUUCAUUUUUGCUGUUUUAUUAUUUUUAUUUAUUUUUUGUAGGCUUCUAAAAUUUUGUGGAACAUUGGAUUUAGAUUAGGCACUUCGGUUGGAAUAAUUAUACUUUUAUUAUUACUA